GCCAUCUUUAAAAAUCCUAAAAAAGGGAUUUCUCUUUGACUAUAACCUUCCAAAACUUUCUAAACUGUAAACAAACGCAAUCGUGAAACCAGCACGUCAACCUGUUCUAACAAUUAAAAAGAAACAAAAUAAAAAUUUCCAUUGUUUCAAAAUUUCGUGUGUGGUUAACUUUUUAACAGCGAAUAACAGAAUUACGAAUACAAGAAAUACAGAAAUAAGCCAAAUAACAAUUUCACUACAUUAAUUAUCACACCCUCAAACCUAUUAUAAUAAUAAUAAUAUAUAAUAAUUAUUUAUAUAAUGCAUUGAUGUGAUAAAUACAUACUCCUUAAUAUUACAAGUUUUUUUUAUUUACAUUUAACAACUUUCCUUGCGGCAAUAUUCCCAAUAUAAUUCUAUCUAUCGAAUCUUGAUCAUGAUAUCUUUUACUUUUAUCAGUAAGAACAAUGAACAUCGUGAUUUGUUAAUGUCUAUAAAAAAAAACAUUACAACUUUAAUUUCAUUUUCAAAUUACUUAAAAACACACCUUGUAUUUCUAAUUUUGGUAUUCAUAAAAGAUUAUUUAGGUAUUACGAUAUUUAAGCCAAUAAAUUUAUAUCACGCUCUUUUAUUCCUAUUUCUUCUCUUAAUCCCCUGAUUCUAAACGUCAAAAAGUGAUCUAAACUUGAAAGUUUUCCAGUUAGCUGAUACACAAAUAUCGGCAUGAUCAUCAUAAACAAAAGCGCAGGGUCUAAUAAAAAAAAAAAAAAAAAAAAAAA
Molecule: messenger RNA, 758 nt
Organism: Rhizophagus irregularis DAOM 181602=DAOM 197198
Lineage: Eukaryota; Fungi; Glomeromycota; Glomeromycetes; Glomerales; Glomeraceae
Source: RefSeq, a predicted model, not a curated record